Molecule: messenger RNA, 4829 nt
Organism: Colius striatus (speckled mousebird)
Lineage: Eukaryota; Metazoa; Chordata; Aves; Coliiformes; Coliidae
Gene: SLC9D1
Product: transmembrane and coiled-coil domains 3
Exons: 14
Coding region: 1713-3749 (678 amino acids)
Biological process (GO): proton transmembrane transport; potassium ion transmembrane transport
Cellular component (GO): membrane
Molecular function (GO): potassium:proton antiporter activity
Source: RefSeq, a predicted model, not a curated record
GCCACCUCCUUCUGCUGCGCGACGCGGCCGUCGCUGCACCUGCCGCCUCCCGGGGCGGGGAGCGGGGUCGGCCAGCGGGAGGGCCCCGCCCGGUGUCGGAAGGCGGGGCGGCGACAAGCGAGGGACACGGGGCUCCGGCAACCUGCCCCGCCAGCCCAAAAAAGGGCAAGGUACGCGCCGCGCCGGCUGCCGCCGCUCGAAAUACCCGCGGCGCCGCCCGCCCCGCCCGGCCUCCCUCCCCCUCCCGCCUCCGGUGACCUUCCCCGCUCCGGGGCUCGGCGAAAGGGGCGGCGGGAAAGCGAUUCCGAAUGGCCUGUGCCGCUCACCCCGCGCCGCACUACGUCGCUCGUCCCCCCUCGCCCCUCGGCUCGUGCGGACUCCCCCGCCUGGCGCCGUCCCCAUCCUUCCCCCUCCUCCAUCGGUAGGGCAACGGGACUCGGCGCUGAAGGAGCGGAGUAGCACGAAGCGUGGGGACGCUCGGCUAACUGGUGCGGGAGGUUGGUGGCUGUUGUGGGUUCCCACCCCUAAUGUCUCUCCCUCCCCUUCGCUCCAACAACCUACCAUUUUAUCACCGGCGCUUUGACCAACUUCACCGUCCGGCGCCGCCUCCCGCGCAGGCGCGCAGCGGCCCGCCCUCACCGCCUAUCGCCGGCCGUGCUGCUGGGACCAGGCGCAAAGGCGGAGCGCGGGAGGGGAGCCUGCCGCCUGCCCGGCCCCGCCGCCCGCAGCGAAAGGUGCCGGGCGUGCGCCCGAGGGGCCAGAGCAAGCCGGGACGGCCGCCCCGCGUCGGGAAUGGGGUAGGCGGGAACACACCGUUACCUUUCCCAUCGCACGCCGCGAGGAGGCGCUCGGACUACAGAUCCCGUCUGACUCCGCGCUUAAAGGUGCCGCAGCGGCGGCGGGUGCCCGGCGCAGGGUGAGACGGCUGCCGUGGCGGGGGCGGGACAGGACUGGCUGUAGGCAAGGACGGGGCUCCUCGGCGCCUUCCGUCAGCGGCCCCUGUGACCGCCGCGUUCCCAUCCCGUCCUUCCCGCGCUCCGCUGGCCGCUGCCGGCCUCUCUCUCUUAGGGUGAGGUACCGCCAGGCGCCGCCCGGAAGCCGUCCGGCGGAGAGAGGCGGCGGUACCGGGAGCUGUCCCCCGGUUGCCAUCGCGCUCAGGUGGGUGCAUGGAGGCGCCCGGCGCGGCAGCGGCCCCAGCCCCUGCCUCGGCUGCCCGGCGGCGGAUCCCGGGAGUGGGCUUGGGGUGAGAGGAGGCUGGUGGGUGACAGCAGACUAGCGGGCGGGAAAGGACCCGCAAGCGUCUUGGAGGGGAGGAUCAGGGCUUGCAAGGUCCACUAUCAGUAUCGUGUUCGGGAAGGAAAAGUCGGGAACGUGAGCUGCAGUCCAUCGGAAGACAAACUGUACUUCAAAAGGACUCCAAAAGGCAGGAAUUCCCUCGAAUUUGAUACUUACUGGUGCACAGAGAGGAAUGUCUAAGGUUUGGGGUUUUUUUUCCUCCUCUAUUUGCACUCAGAAGUGUAUAUUGAGCACCGCCCCAGGUGCAAAAAGUAGUUUUUGCUAGCCAGACUAAAAACAUCGUUGCUGAAAGAAAACUCUACUGUGCCUGAACCACAGUGCACGGUAUGAGUACUGGAGAUGCAAAAACCAUGUAGCAGAAAGCUUUGAGAGUUGUGGAUUAUCAGUUUCUCCCAACAGCAAAAAAAAAGUGAAGAAUGAAGGCAACUGGCUUCAUUUCCCUAUGGACGUUGGUUUCACUGCCUUGUGGCCAGUUGGCAAAUCCUGCAGAGCAUGAAGAUGUAGUAAAGCAUGCCAUAAAGCUGCACCGUGGGAAAGGAGCUGUUAUCACUCAGAGAAAGCAGUGGGUGUUGGAGAGCUGCAGAAAACUGUCUGGCCUUCUUCGCCAAAAGAAUGUUGUUCUCAACAAACUAAAAAAUGCCAUAAGAGCAGUCGAGAAGGAUGCAGGACUAUCAGAUGAAGAGAAACUUUUUCAGGUGCAUACCUUUGAAAUUUUCCAAAAGGAACUAAAUGAAAGUGAAAACUCGGUCUUUCAAGCAAUCCAUGGCCUCCAGAGAGCCCUACAGGGUGACUACAAAGAUGUUGUAAAUAUGAAAGAAAGCAGCAGACAGCGACUGGAAGCCUUGAGAGAAGCUGCAAUUAAGGAAGAAAUGGAAUACGUCGAACUGUUAGCAGCAGAAAAACAUCAAGUUGAAGCCCUUAAGAACAUGCAGCAUCAAAACAAAAGCCUGUCAAUGCUUGAUGAAAUUCUAGAAGAUGUCAGGAAGGCAGCUGAUAGAUUGGAAGAGGAAAUAGAAGAGCAUGCCUUUGAUGACAACAAAUCUGUGAGAGGUGUAAACUUUGAAGCAGUUUUAAGGGUGGAAGAAGAUGAAGCCAAUUCAAAGAGAAAUGCUUCAAAGAGAGAAGUAGAGGAUGACUUAGGUCUUAGUAUGCUUAUUGAUUCACAGAACAAUCAGUAUAUCCUUACCAAGCCCAGAGAUUCAACCAUUCCUCGUGCCGAUCAUCAUUUCAUAAAGGACAUUGUGACAAUAGGAAUGUUGUCUUUGCCAUGUGGCUGGCUGUGCACAACAAUAGGAUUGCCAACCAUGUUUGGGUAUAUCAUCUGUGGGGUACUCUUAGGACCAUCAGGGUUAAAUAGUAUCAAGUCUAUUGUACAGGUGGAGACAUUAGGAGAGUUUGGUGUAUUCUUCACCCUCUUUCUAGUUGGUCUGGAAUUUUCUCCUGAAAGAUUAAGAAAGGUAUGGAAAAUAUCUUUGCAAGGACCCUGCUACAUGACAGUUCUGAUGAUUGCCUUCGGUUUACUAUGGGGACACUUGCUCCAAAUUAGACCAACACAAAGUGUCUUCAUUUCAACUUGUUUAUCUUUAUCAAGCACACCACUGGUGUCAAGAUUUCUUGCAGGUAGCGUUCGAGGUGAUAAAGAAGGGGAUAUUGACUACAGCAGCGUACUACUCGGCAUGUUGGUGAUGCAGGAUGUGCAACUUGGUUUAUUUAUAGCUGUCAUGCCUACUCUUAUUCAAGCAGGAGUGAGCACGUAUUCCAGCAUUUUCAAGGAAAUACUGAGAAUACUGAUAUUGAUUGGCCAAAUUCUCUUUUCUCUGGCUGCUGUUUUUAUUAUGUGUCUUGUUAUAAAGACUUACCUCAUAGGACCAUAUUAUCGCAAGUUGCAUGUGGAAAGCAAAGGGAAUAAAGAAAUCCUCAUUCUAGGAAUAACUGCAUUCAUCUUCCUUAUGUUAACGAUCACAGAGCUGUUGGAUGUUUCAAUGGAGCUGGGAUGCUUCUUAGCCGGAGCUCUGGUCUCUUCUCAGGGUCACAUGGUUACUGAGGAGAUUAUGUCCUGUAUUGAACCAAUACGUGACUUUCUUGCCAUCAUUUUCUUUGCAUCCAUAGGACUUCAUGUUUUCCCCACGUUUGUCAUAUAUGAACUCACAGUCUUACUGUUCCUUACAUUGUCUGUGGUCAUAAUGAAGUUUGUCUUGGCAGUGCUUGUCCUUUCCCUGAUUCUUCCAAAGACCAGCCAGUAUAUCAAGUGGAUUGUCUCAGCAGGACUGGCACAAGUCAGUGAAUUCUCUUUUGUUCUGGGAAGUAGAGCACGCAGAGCAGGGAUCAUAUCUCGGGAGGUCUAUCUUCUUAUUCUGAGCGUGACUACUCUAAGCCUUUUACUUGCCCCUGCCCUGUGGAGAGCUGCGAUUAUGAAAUGUGUUCCGAGACCUGAAAGACGCUCGAGUACUUGAUUAAGAUUUGCACAUGUAGAAGAAUACAUCUUCUUGCAAGGAAUCUCUUUGUUGCUUAUUGUAUUUCUAUGCACUCAGAAAACAAGAGGUUUUCAGUAGUCAGUCCUCUUAACGUGCACUUGGUUAUAAGCCUUUAUACUGACCUUAAAACAACACUCUACAAUACAAAAUAGUUACAUAAAUUGAAUUGCACACCUUUCAUAAAAUUCCCUUUCUGACAGAUUAGAAUCUGCCAGAAUAUUUUUCCUGAUCUAAUCAAUUAUUCAGAGCACAAAUUAUUUUUUUAAAAAUAUAGCAUCAUGCAAAAUAUGUUGAUUUUUUUUGUUUGUUUGUUUUUUUGCCUGAAUGUGCCUUUUAAUUUUCAUCCUAUUUUGUUACAGCUGGUUCAUCACCAGAUUUUGUUUAAAAAGAAAAACAAUGUAUAAAUAUAUUAUGGUGCCUAUGGUAUCUUCUUUCACUAAAUGACUUGAGUCAUUUUCACAUUUAGGAGCUUAAUAUACUGGUGUAAAAUUAAUCACAAAAUACAUUUCUAAUGGUGAGUAAAAGUGUAGUCUUCUACACAAAGAUAAGGUUCAACUGUUUAUCAUUGAACAGUUUCAAGCAGUCAAAUAGAUAUUCCAGAUGAUGCAGACAAUAUUGUGUGUAUUCUAUUCCAAACUGCAGUGUAUAAUGUAUUUUCAUAUAGUGUUAACUUUUUAUUUGUGUUAGUUCUUGUAUUUAUUUACCUAUUUGACUAAAAGCUGACAGUAAGAAAGGACAUAAGUUAUAUUUGAAGACUGACAGUUGUCACCCAUUCUUGUUGCUAACUGCUGUUACAGUAAUUGUUUACAGAUUUUUUUUUCUUGGUUUUAGAUCAAAAAUAAAUUUAGUAAAACUAGGAAGCCUAAUUUCAAGCUGAUGUGGAAAAGAUCACUUCUGUAACUUUGGAGGUUGGAUGUUAUUUGACACUAUGCUGGAUUUGAAGUUAUUUCAAGUAAAAUAAUUUGCUUAAAGUGAGAAAUGUCAGACUGGAAGUGCAUUUUGAACUCCACAACUUCAUACGUUGCAUUUACAUUGAAUAAAUAGUUAGUCUCUUCAAAA